CUUAGCUGUCGUGAUCUUCCCAAAUUAUUGCAAGAUGGGCAGUGUCGGCGUUCAAACUCCAGCAUCAAUCGUCGCGCCUGACAUUGGAUACGUACCGAAUCUGAACAAGUAUCUCGCUCGCGUACAGCGUCGACAGCAGACCGAAAAGCUCGCCAAAGACUUGCCGGCUGGGUUUCCUGUACGCUUGAACUCAGAUCUGGUAUGGGACAACACCAUUGGCGAGAGGUAUAACUGGACCUAUGAGCUCAAUGCAGCUGAGGUACAAGAGAUCGAAGACGCUCUAGAGCAUUUCUUGUCCCUUGGCAAGCCAUUGGGCUUCAUCAACCAAGAAACAUUUCCUCUACCGAAAUUGCACUCUACCUUGAGGAAGAUCUCUGACGAGGUUCACAAUGGUAGAGGUUUCAAGGUCCUCCGAGGCCUGCCAGUGACGAAGCAUACUCGUCGGGAGAACAUUAUAAUCUAUGCUGGCGUCUCCUCGCAUAUUGCGGACAUUCGGGGCCGGCAGGAUAGCGAACACGAUGGAAAGGCAGCGGAUGUCGUGCUCAACCACGUCAAGAAUAUGACGAUGACCGUUGAUUCCAGUCGGAUUGGUGCUCCUGCAUUUACCAAUGAGAAACAGGUGUUCCACACAGAUGCUGGCGAUGUGAUUGCUCUUUUCUGCCUCGAAGAAGCAGCAGAAGGCGGAGAGAGUAAGCUUUCGAGCUCAUGGAUGGUAUAUAACGAACUGGCCAGAUCUCGACCGGACCUGAUCAGAACUCUGGCUGAGCCUUGGCCAUUUGAGAAUUUCACCGGUAAAGGGAAGAAGUGUUCUGUACGACCGCUGCUGCACUAUGUGCCAAGUACAGCGACCAGUCCCGAGAGAAUGAUCAUUCAGUACGCGCGCAGGGCGUUCACAGGGUACCUGAGUCUGCCUCGUUCUCCCGAUAUCCCGGCCCUAAGCGAGGCACAGGCAGAAGCUCUCGAUGCUUUACACUUCCUUUCAGAGAAGCACAGAAUUCUCCUCGACUUCAAGCAGGGCGAUAUCCAGUACAUAAACAAUCUCAGCAUCUUUCAUGCUCGUGAAGGAUUCGUAGACACUCUGGAGAAGCAGAGACACCUGAUUCGGCUUUGGUUGCGUGACUCGGAGUAUGCAUGGCCAACACCGGAAGCUCUGAAAUCCAGGUGGGACUUUGUGUACACUGGAGUCACAGCGGAGAAUUCUGUGUUCCCUCUCGAGCCUUUCAUUCGGGAUGGAGGUGCGAAUGGCGCCGUGUCGAAAGUCGACAAGACGAACAACACUGCAUCAAAGGACUAGUCGCGUCCAUUGGAUCGUCACAUGAUCAAUAAAAUGGCCCUGCUUUGCAAACGUGUGUAUGAAAUUUCGUACUU
Messenger RNA from Pseudocercospora fijiensis CIRAD86, 1368 nucleotides. RefSeq lists its product as uncharacterized. Bases 35 to 1294 code for a protein of 419 amino acids. The transcript has 6 exons. Gene Ontology annotation, molecular function: oxidoreductase activity. Lineage: Eukaryota; Fungi; Ascomycota; Dothideomycetes; Mycosphaerellales; Mycosphaerellaceae. The record is from RefSeq and is a predicted model, not a curated record.